AUGUUACAGGCAACUGUCAUAAUGAAAUUUCUCGUGGUGUUCGCGUCGUGCGUGCUCGUCGUCAGCGCCGGCGUCACUGAAAUGUCCGCGGAAAGCAUGAGCAGUUCUAACAAAGAACUCGAGGAAAAACUGUACAACAGCAUCAUCACCGGUGACUACGACAGCGCUGUCCGUCAGAGCUUGGAAUACGAGAACCAAGGCAAGGGCUCCAUCAUCCAGAAUGUAGUUGAUAGACUGAUCAUUGACAAGAGUCGGAACACCAUGGAGUACUGCUACAAGCUGUGGGUCGGCAACGGAGAGCACAUUGUCAGAAAGUACUUCCCCUAUAACUUUAGACUCAUCAUGGGAGGAAACUUCGUUAAACUCAUUUACAGAAACUACAACCUCGCUCUGAAGCUUGGCCCCAUUCUUGAUCCCGCGAACGAGAGACUUGCAUACGGCGAUGGUAAGGAAAAGAACAGCGACCUCAUCAGUUGGAAGUUCAUUAGCUUGUGGGAGAACAACAGAGUGUACUUCAAGAUCCACAACACUAAGUACAACCAGUACUUGAAACUAAGUUCGAUAACUGACUGCAAUACUCAGGACCGUGUUAUAUACGGCACCAACACCGCCGACACCACCAGGGAGCAGUGGUUCCUCCAGCCCGCGAAGUACGAAAACGACGUCCUGUUUUUUAUCUACAAUCGCGAGUACAAUGAUGCUUUGAAGCUCGGUAGGAUUGUGGACGCUUCGGGAGACCGUAUGGCAUUUGGACACGAUGGUGAAGUAGCUGGUCUCCCUGACAUCUUCUCCUGGUUCGUUACACCUUUCUAGACAAUCAGAGGUAACGCUUCAUGCUUAUGAAUAAUGAAAUAAAUGAUCGCUCUUAAGUUUUUUUGAUUUUUUUCUUUUCUUUUAUUUAUAAGCCAACAUUAACUUAGGUAUUUCCAUCUAAUAAUUAAUGUAUAUUUUUUAAAUAAAGAAAUGAUAUCCUGACGCACAUUGAUUCUGAUACAAUAGAUACAUAUCUUUCAAUAACUGACAUCCGCAUUACUUAUUAUUGCACCUAUGCUGACGAUACUGCUCUCGUAUUUCCGGCAGUUCUUGGGAAGCAGCUUUUAGUUUUGCUCAAUGUGGCCUGAACACCGUAACUGACUGGCUGUCUGAAAAUCUACUGGCACUGAACGUGAAUAAAACUAAGUACGUCACUUUUUCUCUGUCUCCUCGUGUUAAGACUAGAAGAUUGCACAAAGUG
Messenger RNA from Bombyx mandarina (wild silkworm), 1234 nucleotides. RefSeq names its product low molecular lipoprotein 30K pBmHPC-21 (gene LP4). The record is from RefSeq and is a predicted model, not a curated record. NCBI's taxonomy places the organism in Eukaryota, Metazoa, Arthropoda, Insecta, Lepidoptera, Bombycidae.